Molecule: messenger RNA, 1836 nt
Organism: Melitaea cinxia (Glanville fritillary)
Lineage: Eukaryota; Metazoa; Arthropoda; Insecta; Lepidoptera; Nymphalidae
Gene: Mau2
Product: MAU2 chromatid cohesion factor homolog
Exons: 12
Coding region: 22-1836 (604 amino acids)
Biological process (GO): mitotic sister chromatid cohesion; maintenance of mitotic sister chromatid cohesion
Cellular component (GO): chromatin; SMC loading complex
Molecular function (GO): double-stranded DNA binding; protein binding
Source: RefSeq, a predicted model, not a curated record
CCUCCAAGCAGAAAUGUCAAAAUGGCGUCAACUCAGGACGCUUGGUAUAUUUCUUUACUUGGUUUAGCGGAACAUUUCCGCACAUCAAAUCCUCCUGACAUAAAAAGUUGUAUUCAGUGCCUUCAAGCUGUAUUUAAUUUCAAACCACCACAGAGGGUCGAGGCUAGAACACAUUUACAACUCGGGAAUAUCCUUUUGACACACACUAAAAACAUCGACUUGGCGAGAACGCAUUUGGAACAGAGUUGGUGUUUAUCUCAGAGUAUCAAUGGGUUUGACGAUGUCAAGUUCGAAGCGGCGAGUGUCCUGGCCGAGCUCUUUGAGCAACAGGGUCAACCGACUCAUUCUAAACCUAUACUACGAAAGGCUAUCGAAUUAUCGCAGCACAGUGUUUACUGGCACUGCAGGCUAAUUUUCCAAUUGGCACAAAUCCACGCAACAGAGAGAGAAUAUGAAGUGGCUAGCAGUUUACUAGGUGUGGGGGUGGACUACGCACAGAUAUCUAAUGCUGCAUACACACGAGUACUGUUUUUGCUCAGUAGGGUAAUGUUACUAUUAAUAGACAAAAAGAUCCAAGAAGUUCUACCUCUGCUGAACCAGGCAGGACACCUCGUGGAGACGUGGGCGGGGAGCCCGCACCAAAAAGAAUACUUAAAAGUUUUCUUCCUAGUAUUGCAGGUAUGUCAUUAUUUGAUGGCGGGGCAGGUGAAGAGCGUGAAACCGUGUUUGAAGCAGCUCCAACAGAGUAUUCAGACUAUUAUGGCGCCUACAUGGCCCGAUGAUGAUGCGGUGUGCGGUAGCGCGGCGGGCGAGUCGUUCGUGUGGCUGUCGCGGCAGCAGCUGUACGUGCUGGUGUACCUCGUCACCGUCAUGCACUCGGCGCAGGCCGGCUACAUGGACAAGGCGCACAAGUACACCGAGAAGGCGCUGGCGCAGAUCGACAAGCUCACCUCGAGCGAGGAGGGCGGCGAGGCGGGCGGCGCGGGCCCGCGCGGCGGCGCGGUGCUGGCGUGGCGCCUGCGCAUGGCGCUGCUGGAGCACGCCGCGCUGUGCCGCCUCGUGGCCGGCGGCAAGGCGCACGCGCUGCACGAGAUCGCGCGCGCCGCGCACCUGCUGGCCGCCGCGCCCAGCGCGAGCACGGCGGCCGCGCACACUCCGCAGCUACACUGCCUCCUGGGGCUGUACGCCAUGUCCAUGAACUGCAUGGAAGCGGCCGAGGCGCAGUUCCAUACCGCCAUACAUAUGUCACAAGAAAGGGACCUAUGGAUGUUUGCGAAACUAAAUCUAGCAAUUGUAUACUUGCGGGGGAGGAGAGAUAACGACUUAGCUCAACUAAUGGAACAGGUGAGGCCCGAGGCGUUACCUGCUUAUGCUCACGGCCUGCGGGCAGCGUCCUUCUAUGUGUUAGGACUGCAGGCGUUCUUCCAGGCGCGAUAUAACGAGGCGAAACGGUACCUGCGGGAGACGCUGAAGAUGGCGAACGCCGAGGACCUGAACCGGCUAACGUCGUGCUCGCUGGUGCUGCUGGGGCACAUCUUCCUGUCCAUCAACAACUCGCGCGAGAGCAUGAACAUGGUGACGCCGGCCAUGCAGCUGGCCAGCAAGAUCCCCGACGUGCACGUGCAGCUCUGGGCCUCCGCCAUCCUCAAAGACCUGUACAGACUGGCGGGCGACACGGAGCGUGAGAACGAGGCGUACCAGAUGCACUGCAACUUCUCGCAGGCGCUGCUCAAGGACCACUUCCAGGCCACGCAGAUGCCGCAGCACGCGCUCGUGCAGUGGACCUCGGGCGCGCCGCCCGCGCUGCCGCCGCCCGCCGCGCCGCAUUCCACGUAG